Messenger RNA from Nerophis lumbriciformis (worm pipefish), 567 nucleotides. The record is from RefSeq and is a predicted model, not a curated record. NCBI's taxonomy places the organism in Eukaryota, Metazoa, Chordata, Actinopteri, Syngnathiformes, Syngnathidae.
AUGAGGUCGUCUAUGCUGGUCCUGUUGCUUUUCUUCAGUGCCCAGGCCGUGGCCUCUUUUGGGGAGGACUCAAGCGCCACCGACGCCAGAGCUGGCGCCCCACGAGUGGACCCCAAACUCUUCAGCAGACGGCGAAGGCACUCCCCUAGGGUGCUGUUUAGUGCCCGGCCGCCCGAUGCCGACCCAACUGGGUCCCGUAGGACCCGUCGGCGAGCAAGCCAGCCCCAGCACCGAGGCGUGUACUCUGUAUGCGAGAGCAUCAGUGUGUGGGUGGGCAACAAAACCAAAGCCACGGACAUUUCCGGCAACGAGGUGACGGUUCUGCCGGACGUUAACAUCAACAACGUCAACAAGAAACAGUACUUCUUUGAGACUACGUGUCACAGCUCACACGCGGGCAACUCGGGAUGCCUUGGCAUCGACGCCCGACAUUGGAACUCGCGUUGCACCAAUUCACACACAUUUGUGCGGGCUUUGACGUCCUUUAAGAACUUGGUGGCCUGGAGGCUCAUACGCAUCAACGUGGCUUGCGUGUGCGUGCUCAGCCGCAAGUCGUGGAGGCAGUGA